Messenger RNA from Symbiodinium sp. CCMP2456, 1665 nucleotides. The record is from the annotation of a GenBank genome assembly. Lineage: Eukaryota; Dinophyceae; Suessiales; Symbiodiniaceae.
AUGGAUGUGGCCUCGACGUCGCUUGGCAGCUACCCUUCUUACCCGACGCCGAGUGCCGUCAUCCGAGUGCAGAUUCUGGAGGGCCGGAGCCUCUCCGAUGGCUGCAAGAAUCCGUACUGCGUGGUCCGCCUCGGCGACAAGAUCGAGCGAUCUGGCGUUGGCUCGGCAGGUUCGCACCCUGCCUGGGGGGCGGCGGAGGGAUCAGUGACCGUGACCUGGGAUGCAGAGGACUUUCUGGAAAUCACCAUCCGAGAGAAGGGCUCCGCGCUUUGGGCAGAGGACGCGAAGGUUGGGACUGCGCACGUGAAUGUCUCUGCUUUGGCACGCCUGGCGCACUUCCGCGGGCCACUACACGUCUUCCGCCGUGGGACUGAGAAGGCUGGUGAGCUGGUGGUGGACCUCCUGGCAAAGGAGAUAUCGCCGAUGGGUCCCGCAAAGCUCUUGCAGCCUGCUUUAGUGAAAGUCCACAGCAAUGGACUGAUGGGGGCCGUGGCAGCCGUCGCAGAUUUUGAAGCGCUGGACAUCUUCAAGACGUAUCACAUCGUGCUGUGGUCAACCUCGGAGAAGUUCGGCGACAUGUUCAACUCCAACUGGGAUGAGGAGCACAAGAAGCUGUUCAAGGAUCCCUUAAAGAAGGUGGUUCAGGCUGAGCACGCAUCACUUUACAGUGAUGGAGUUUGUCCGCAUUUCACUUACUGGGGCGGGAAGCGCAACGAGAAAGCAACGCUGGGAAGAGGUAAUCACUUCUUGUCACUGCUGGGAAAUGGAGUUCGCAAGGGACGGAGGCGCGUAUACACAUAUGUGGUGCUGGACGAAGGGAUGUUCUUUUCAGAGACGGGUGCCAACAUUGCGAAAGACUUCUUCAGCAAGCAUGCUGUGCAUGCAAAUGCGUCCCCAGAGGUUCGCAUGGCGGGCACAUUCCGCAUCUGCGAGACGCCCGAACGCGCGCUCAUCCUUUUCCUGGACAAUGACUCCGGCACCUAUCGUCCGUCCUCAGAGCAUUUGCCCAUCCUCAAAGAAGUGCUGGAGCUGAAUUUCCCCGGACUUCUGGUUAGAGUUCUGGAUGUUACGCAGCCGCAGCCGGAGGACAUCUUGGAAUUCGCCGGUCCCAACGAGACAAAGGGGUCGAAAGGCUGCGUCUACGCUGGGCAGUGGAAGUGGAAAGUGGAGUCCGAAGACGAGCUGCAGGCAAGCUCUCUCCAGGCGGCGGCCAGUGUUUGGGAGUGGAAAAACCGGAAUGGCUGGCAGCGCUACCUGCCGGAGGAUGAAUGUUUGCUGGACCAGCUGCAAGUCGAGUGCAAAGGACAGCAAGCGGAGACGUCUGGGUUCUCCUUCGGCAGAGGGACUAUGUACAAGGUGGACUUCCUUGAAAACGUCCAGACCAAUCUCAAAACUGGCCGAGUUAGAGAAAUGCGCCAGAUCUUGAGCGGUUGCUACGUUCCCUCCUGGGAGAUUCACUGCGGAGGCAUAGAGUGGAAGGCCUGCAGUUUCCAGGAUGCUGUGACAAUCGAGCAAGCAUACCUCGCGACAGCUGCCGGCGCGCGAGUUCUGCUGACCUUGAGCAGCGGAGAAGAACGCCUCUUUGACUUCAAGAUGAUGACCUGUGCUGGAUCAAAGCCUUCGGACGUCCGUGCCUUGCGGCGCUUGGCGAGCUCCGGGGUCUGA